Messenger RNA from Pistacia vera, 2026 nucleotides. RefSeq names its product CBL-interacting protein kinase 18-like. The transcript has 2 exons. Lineage: Eukaryota; Viridiplantae; Streptophyta; Magnoliopsida; Sapindales; Anacardiaceae. Gene Ontology annotation, biological process: signal transduction; protein phosphorylation. The coding region runs from base 449 to 1750 and encodes 433 amino acids. The record is from RefSeq and is a predicted model, not a curated record. Gene Ontology annotation, molecular function: ATP binding; protein kinase activity.
GCUCCAAAAAAGCAACCAGACAGAUCACUUUUCUCCUUCUACAUCUAAAUAAAGCCAACUAUACAUAUACCAUCAUCUCUUGACAAACUUCUGCGUUAUGCUUUGAUACACAAGGAUCAAAGUACAAUCCCAGGGAAUGCAGAAAGAUGUGCUUGACUGCUGACAAAUUCUUUUCACAACCGUACGAGGUUCCAUCUUUGGAGUUACCCUUAUUCAUCUGUGAUGGGUUUGUAUGCUUAAAACAGAGCACAUUUGACCUCUGGGUCCCAACAGACGAUGUAACCUCACAUGGAACUUCUGUUGUGCUGAAGGACAACUUUUGCGAUGACGGCUGAGUUCUACUCUGAAGACUGCUGCACAUUGUAUAACAACUGAUUACAUGAGCAGGAGAUUCAUAAUAGAAAUAGUGUUCUAGGAAUCAAUUCAUUAUUAAAGUUGAAAAGUAAAAAUGAAGGUGUUGAGGGAAAAGUUUGAGGUGGGGAGAUUGUUAGGCCAAGGAAACUUUGGUAAGGUGUACUAUGGGAGGAAUCUUAACACUGGUCAGAGUGUGGCCAUUAAAGCAAUUGACAAAGAGAAGGUUCUGAAAGUAGGGAUGAUUGAACAAACUAAGCGAGAAGUAUCUAUUAUGAAACUGGUUCAACAUCCAAAUGUCAUGCAGCUUUAUGAGGUAAUGGCCAGCAAAACCAAGAUUUACUUUGUCAUGGAAUAUGCCAAAGGCGGUGAGCUCUUCAGCAAGGUAGCUAAAGGAAGGCUGAGGGAAGAUGAGGCAAGGAAGUAUUUUCAACAGUUAAUCAGUUCUGUUGAUUUUUGUCACAGCAGAGGUGUUUACCACCGUGAUUUAAAACCAGAAAAUUUACUGCUGGAUGACAAUGGAAUUCUAAAGGUUUCAGAUUUUGGGUUGAGUGCACUAGCUGAAUCUAAGCGUCAAGACGGAUUACUUCACACAACCUGCGGAACCCCUGCCUAUGUAGCUCCUGAAGUGAUCUGUAGAAAAGGCUAUGAUGGAAUCAAAGCUGAUAUCUGGUCUUGCGGGGUGAUAUUAUAUGUCCUACUAGCUGGUUAUCUCCCAUUCGACGAUUCAAAUCUAAUGGCCCUUUACAGAAAAAUAGCCAAGGCAGAGUAUAAGUUUCCGAGUUGUUUUUCAUCUCAAGCACGCAGACUGCUGUCAAGAAUCCUAGAUCCUAACCCAAAGACUCGGAUUUCCAUUGCAGAAAUAAUGGAAAAUCCUUGGUUUAGAAAAGGACUAGUAUCAAAACCUCCUAAAAACAAAACAGAAGUUAAGGAACUGUUUCCUCUAGAUGAUGUUGCAGCUUCUGAUUCUACCAAAAAUAUUGAUCCUCUUCAAGCACAGAAAGAGCCAGACAAACCUGCUAAUUUGAAUGCUUUUCAUAUCAUCUCACUUUCAACUGGUUUUGAUUUAUCUGGCUUAUUUGUUGGAAAUGACCAAAAGGAAGAAGUAAAAUUCACAUCCAUGCAUUCUGCCUCUGCUAUCAUAUCUAAACUGGAGGACAUCGCCACGGAUUUGAGGCUUAAGGUAAAGAAGAAGGAUGGAGGACUCUUGAAAUUAGAGAGAUCACAAAAAGGUAGAAUGGGGAUAUUGUCCAUUGAUGUGGAAAUAUUUGAGGCAAGUCCAUCAUUUCAUUUGGUAGAGAUUAAGAAGUCCGGUGGUGAUACUAUGGAAUACCAAAUGAUGUUGAAACAGGAUAUCAGACCAGCUCUGGAGGACAUUGUUUGCACAUGGCAAGAGUGAGCAGCACCAGCAUCAGCACCAGCUCUAGCGCCACCGCCAUCUACAUGCUCCUUUUGUGUUCUCACUUUGUAAGUUUUCUCUUGAAUAACAUGUUCAUAUUGUAACCGGUCAAAUGGGUCCAUUUGACACCUCUAGUUGGAUCUAUAAGGGCUCCAUUUGGCACUCAAAAGAACACUAUUUCCACCUAAAACCGUUGGCAGUUUUGCAUAUUGUUGAUUUAACAAUGUUAUGUAAUUUCUAAUAAAGGAUAUGCAGUGUGAAUAUGUGGUUCUCUGA